AUCACGCCGGCAUUUAAAAUAUUCGGUUCCUGCUUUUUAUGCCUGGAGAAUGUCCCAGACCCUUCAAAAAAGUAGAGUUCCUUUUUAUAAUCUUCUUGUAAAUUCGUCAUGUUUAGAACCUCAUUACGUUCUUUGUAUACCCGAGGAAACCUUGGAUCCAAUGUGUGUAGAAAAAACAUUUCUAAAUCAACAUUUGACAUGUCUAUUGAGAGCAAGUGUUUAAGAAACCCUGGACAAAGCCCUUUACAACGUAGACUUUAUGCCAGUCAUCAACAAAAGACACAAGGAGAACAGAGAGAUAAUACUUCUGGAGGUAUGUAUGCAGCCUCCAUUUUUAUUGCCAUGGUAGGCGUAACCUAUGCUGCUGUACCCCUUUACCGUUUAUUCUGCGCCAAUACAGGGUUUAGUGGUACACCAGUGAUUGAUCCCUCUCGUUUUGGAGCCGAACGAUUAGUGCCUCAAGAUAAGGGUGAUCGUAAAAGAAUCAGAAUCACUUUCGAAUCCAACACAUCUGACUCUUUACCGUGGACAUUUAAACCCGAAGUACGAGAAGUAUAUGUUGUGCCUGGUGAGAGUGCCUUGACCUUUUACAAGGCCAAAAGUAAAGCAAAGGAAGACAUCAUUGGUGUUGCCACUUAUAAUGUCACACCUUAUCGUGCAGGCUCAUAUUUUAACAAGAUCCAGUGUUUCUGCUUUGAAGAACAAAAAUUACAACCCGGGGAGGAUGUCGAUAUGCCUGUCUUCUUUUUUAUUGAUCCCGAUUUCUUGGAUGAUCCUUUAAUGAAGGAUGUGAAUACAAUUACUUUGAGUUAUACAUUCUUCAACACAAAGCAGGCAAAAGGAUUGGCCCCUGCUCAACCUGCUGCCAAAGCAUAGAUUUUAUAUACUGU
Molecule: messenger RNA, 890 nt
Organism: Mucor mucedo
Lineage: Eukaryota; Fungi; Mucoromycota; Mucoromycetes; Mucorales; Mucoraceae
Product: cytochrome c oxidase assembly protein CtaG/Cox11-domain-containing protein
Exons: 1
Coding region: 109-876 (255 amino acids)
Cellular component (GO): mitochondrial inner membrane
Molecular function (GO): copper ion binding
Source: RefSeq, a predicted model, not a curated record